CAGCCUCUUGAAUAGCUAGGAUUACAGGUGUGGGCUACCAAUAUCCAGCCAGGUGAGCUGCAUUUCAUACACUUGAGCUGGUGGGAGCCUUACACCUUGGACCAUAUGGCCCACUUAUUGGUUUCCUGAGAGGUCAGUAAGAGGCUCAGUUGUGUCUUCUGUUAAGCCCCGCGGAGCAGGUGUUGCCCAUGCUGCAGUAUGUGCAGAAGCGGGGAAACUCGACUGUGUACGAAUGGAGGACGGGGAAAGAGCCCUCUGUGGUGGAGCGGCCACACCUUGAGGAGCCUCCCGAGCAAGUGGAAGAAGAUGAGAUUGACUGGGGUGACUUUGGGGCAGAGGCAGCUUCCAGCCCCAACAUCUCUACUGAGGCUACUGGAAUCGACUGGGGCAUCUCCCUGGAGUCAGAGUCAAAGGACCUUGGGAGUGAUGGGAUAGACUGGGGAGACGAUGCCACUGGUUUACAGAUCACAGUGCUGGAGGCAGGAACUGAAGCUCCAGAAGGUGUUGCUAGAGGCACAGACGCUCUGACACUUCUUGAAUAUCCUGAGACCCGGAAUCAGUUCAUUGAUGAGCUCAUGGAGCUCGAGAUCUUCUUGUCUCAGAGAGCAGUAGAGAUGAGCGAGGAGGCCGACAUCCUGUCUGUGAGCCAGUUUCAGCUGGCUCCUGCCAUCCUGCAGGGCCAAACCAAAGAGAAGAUGGUUAAUAUGGUGUCCACGCUACAGGAGCUCAUUGGCCGGCUCACCAGUCUUCGAAUGCAACACCUGUUUAUGAUUCUGGCCUCACCAAGGUAUGUGGACCGCGUGACAGAGUUCCUCCAGCAAAAGCUGAAGCAGUCGCAGCUGUUGGCUUUGAAGAAAGAGCUGAUGGUACAGAAGCAGCAGGGUGCCCUUGAGGAGCAGGCGGCUCUGGAGCCCAAGCUGGACCUGCUGCUGGAGAAGACCAAGGAACUACAGAAGCUGCAACUGUUUUUCAGAUCGAAGCUGACAUCUCUAAGAGGUACGGCGGGCGCCCCGUGAACCUGAUGGGGACUUUUCUGUGACAUACUCUCUCGGUGUCUCACCUGCCCAUCUUCCCAGCAUUGAAAUGGCAGCAGAGCCAGGGCUGAUUGUGGUGGAUCCUUCCCAGCAAGAAACCAGACUGACUGGAAGAUUGAGAGCUCUGGGAAGGAACUACCAUCAGAUGGUGGCCUCAACACUCUCGUGGCUCACUGCAAACAGCAGUCUUGACUGGCCUCGUGGCUUACCAGCCUGGAACCACAGCUGCUUCUAGCUAGUUGAACUGGACUUAAUAAAAGGGAGAGACUCUUGG
Dipodomys ordii (Ord's kangaroo rat) is the source of this 1308-nucleotide messenger RNA. It is a transcript of the gene Cdk5rap3, whose product is annotated as CDK5 regulatory subunit associated protein 3. Gene Ontology annotation, biological process: regulation of mitotic cell cycle; regulation of cyclin-dependent protein serine/threonine kinase activity. Gene Ontology annotation, cellular component: endomembrane system. NCBI's taxonomy places the organism in Eukaryota, Metazoa, Chordata, Mammalia, Rodentia, Heteromyidae. The record is from RefSeq and is a predicted model, not a curated record. The transcript is spliced from 7 exons. Bases 189 to 1016 code for a protein of 275 amino acids.